Molecule: messenger RNA, 1985 nt
Organism: Podarcis muralis (Common wall lizard)
Lineage: Eukaryota; Metazoa; Chordata; Lepidosauria; Squamata; Lacertidae
Gene: UNCX
Product: UNC homeobox
Biological process (GO): regulation of DNA-templated transcription
Molecular function (GO): sequence-specific double-stranded DNA binding; DNA-binding transcription factor activity, RNA polymerase II-specific
Source: RefSeq, a predicted model, not a curated record
UCCUCUUCCCUCCUUUCUCCUGCUUGUCUUGUUGUGACAGCUUUGAUAUUGUUUAUUGAGGGUGGAUGUCAGGUAUAAUUAGCAAUCGAUAUGGAAAACGUUUGGCUCCCCCACCGCCCUGGCACGUCUCUGACGUCAGGGCCGAUUAACGUUUCUUAUUGGUCCCAAAUUCCCCGGGCCUGAGCCUAAUUAUGGGGAGGCCUGAUGUUGAUAAAGUUAAAGCGCCCGGGCGCCCUCCAGCAUGCGCCCUUCCUCGCGCGUCUACCUCGCCACCGUCGACGACGCUGCUGCCACCACCACACCGCGGCGGCGCUCCUCCGGCGGCGGUGGCGGCGGCAGCGGCGGCGGCAGCAGCAGCAGCAGCCGCCGCAGCUGCGUUAAGGGAGGCGCGCAACCCCCCACCCCCCGUCCGCCCCCUCCAUGAUGGACAGCCGCAUCCUGGAGCACCCCCAUGCCCAGUUCGGAGGCUUGGUGGGCUUCCCUUACCCCCUCGGCCAUCACCAUGUCUACGAGCUGGCCGGACACCAGCUGCAGUCGGCCGCCGCCGCCGCCGCCGCGGCUUCGGUACCCUUCUCCAUCGACGGAUUACUCAACGGCUCCUGCGCCGCCUCCGUGGUCAACCCCACCCCGCUCAUCCCCUCCGGCUGCGGAGACGGGCAGCCCUUCAAGCUCUCCGACUCCGUGGAUCCUGACAAGGAGAGUCCAGGUUGCAAAAGGCGACGGACCCGCACGAAUUUCACCGGUUGGCAGCUGGAAGAGUUAGAGAAGGCAUUUAACGAAAGUCACUACCCCGACGUAUUUAUGAGAGAGGCGCUGGCGUUGAGGCUGGAUCUGGUGGAAUCCAGAGUGCAGGUUUGGUUCCAAAACCGCCGGGCCAAAUGGCGAAAGAAAGAGAAUACGAAGAAGGGGCCCGGCCGGCCGGCGCACAACUCCCACCCGACGACGUGCAGCGGGGAGCCGAUGGACCCGGAGGAGAUCGCGCGCAAGGAGCUGGAGAAGAUGGAGAAGAAAAAGCGCAAGCACGAGAAGAAGCUGCUCAAGAGCCAGAGCCGGAACCUGCACUCGCCCAGCGGCCUCUCCGUCAACAGCAGCACGCAGAGCUCCGACAGCGACGGCGGCGGAGGAGGCCUCUCUCCGGACCCUCCGGACACCUGCAAGAUCGGCCCGCACAACCCGUCCCGGCCGGGCAGCUGCGACCCUGCGGCCUCGGCUUUCUACCCGAGCCGAGGCGGCCACGGGGUCUGUGGUGGCGGUGGCGGCGGCGGCAGCAACCGGUGUGCCGACAAGGACGGGUCCGCGCCGUCGGGCUCCGAGUGCGGGCCGCCUCCCUCGACGGCGCGAGGCGGGGUGGGCGGCUCGGGCGGCGCCUUGCCCAAGCUCAACCCGUUCAGCGUGGAGAGCCUCCUGUCGGACUCGCCGCCGCGGCGGAAAGCGGCGCUGGAUUUCCCGCAGGCCUUGGCGCCGUGCGCCCCGACGGCGCGCACGCUCAUCGGCAAGGGGCACUUUUUGCUCUACCCCAUCACGCAGCCGCUGGGCUUCAUCGUGCCCCAAGCCGCCCUCAAGAGCAACCCGGGCCAAGAGCCGCCGCAGGGGGGCUCCCCUCUGCCCGCCGCCAACCCCAGCCCGGACCCCGCGCCCCCCAAGAGCAGCAGCACCGCCGCCAUCUCCACGUCCGGAGGCCGCUUGCCGCCGGAGAAUAGCUCCUCCGUCGCGCCCGGGGCCCUCUGCGGACUGAGGAAGGCCGUGGCUUCCCCUCCGGCCACAGCCUGCUCCUCUUCCUCCGCUUCCUCCUCCUCCUCCUCUCCCCCCUCUGCCUAUUGCGAUUCCUCUUCCCAGAUGGACAGUAGCUGCGCCGUCGUGCAACCAAAGUCCCCCGCGAAAGACGCUUGUCAAUCCAGAGACAAUCCGGAUUGUCGCACAGAGCCAAACUGUCCAGCAGAGACCAGCAAUUUAGACUGUGAGGAAGUGGAUAUGGACUAAAGAAA